UCCUGGCCAAUUUCAAUAUUAUUUAUGUAACAGCAGGUCUUAUGAGGUUGACUGUAAUCAACUUGGUGAGCAUAGAGCACAGUGCAACAGUCAGAAAUGAAGUGCAAUGGAGUAAUACAUGCUGGUUCAAUUCAAAAGUCAACCGUAGGCGUGGGAACAAGAGAAGUGUUAUGACAAGUACAUGUCUUAACAAAUUGUUUAAAUAAUUAUACCUUGGACAACUUUCACAGGCAGAUCUCAACUUUCCAUUCUAUCAGCAAGAUUUAUCAUCUGCCUUUGUUUCUUUGUCUCUGGCCAUGAUAUUGACAAAGGCAUGAGGAACUUGACCAGUGGAGUCUUGAACUUCCCAGACAAUUCCUCUGGAGUUGGAGAUGGUGGCCCCAAUGCUCAACACUCAGUUGCGCUGGAAUAAGGACCAUCAGGCCAUUGGAAAAUCCAGGCUGAUCUCUUCUCUCUCUCCACAGAUCCUGCCAGACCCGGAAAUGUCCAAAGGUCAUUGGAAGUGUAAAGUGUCGAAGUCUCUAUCGUUGGCGAUGGGGCAGGAGCGGCACACACACUCUGAGAUGAAAGCGGAGACCAGAGUCAAUCCGAAUUGCUGCACCCGGAGGACGGGAGCACUGGUCAUUGACAUGGGAUCGGGCGUUUGUAAAGUGGGCUACGCCGGGCAACCGAGACCCGACUCGGUUCUCGGAUCAAUAGUGGGCUACCCGAGAGGGAGGAGUAAGCGGAACAGCAUCACUGUGGGCAGAACGGUCUCGACCGAGCCUGACCUCAAACUGAUCCGGCCAACUCGGCAAGGAGUCAUCGUGGACUGGACCGCGGCGGAAGAUCUCCUCCGCCACGUGUUCUAUGAGGAUCUGAAGGUGUCUCCGGAGGAACACGCCAUCCUGAUCUCAGACCCUCCCCUCAGCCCCACCACCAACAGGGAGAAGAUCGCCGAGCUGUUGUUCGAGCGCUUCAAUGUCCCCGCCAUGCACGUCUCUUACCAGUCGGUGCUGGCCGUCUAUUCUUACGGUAAAACCAGCGGGCUGGUGGUCGACUCUGGGGACGGCGUGACCCACUCUGUCCCCGUCCAUGAGGGCUACAACAUGCCCGAUGCCAUCAGUCGAAUCGACCUGGGGGGGCACGACCUCACCACUUACCUGAUCAAGCUGCUGAGUGAGGCUGGCAACGCGUUUCAUGAGAAAGGCAGGUACAUUGUCGAAGACAUCAAGCAGAAAUGCUGCUAUGUGGCUGUGGAUUAUAGAAAUGAGGGAACCCACCUUGUGGACUAUGAGCUCCCUGAUGGUCAUCUCAUUACUAUUGGCAAGGAACGAUGUAAGUGUCCAGAAGCUCUCUUCAAGCCAUCGGUCAUGGGGUCAAACCAAGAAGGUAUCCACAUCAUGACCAGCAAUAGUUUGAAACGGAUCGAGCCCCAGAUUAGAAAUGUAAUGUACGAUAAUGUUCUGCUGAGUGGAGGCACCACAUUAUUCGAUGGAUUUAAUGUACGUUUCUGCAAAGAGAUUUUUCCUCUGGCCCCCCAUGAUAUUAAACCCAAAAUCCACGCUGUCCCAGAGAGGAAGUAUGCUGUCUGGAUUGGUGGCUCUAUACUGGCCUCAUUACACUCCUUCCAGUCUUUAUGGAUUCGCCAAAAGGAUUAUGAAGAAGAUGGCCCGUUAAUAGUGCACCGGAGAUGCUACUGAGAGCCAUGUACCUGCUUUGACCUAUUAUCGUUUCAAAAGUAUUCAAGUUUGUCAUUUUUGUGUUAGGAUUAUUUUUUAAAAAAGAUAGUAUAUCAGCUUUCUUCUUAA
Molecule: messenger RNA, 1790 nt
Organism: Chiloscyllium plagiosum (whitespotted bambooshark)
Lineage: Eukaryota; Metazoa; Chordata; Chondrichthyes; Orectolobiformes; Hemiscylliidae
Source: RefSeq, a predicted model, not a curated record